Messenger RNA from Sorex fumeus (smoky shrew), 8283 nucleotides. RefSeq names its product zinc finger DBF-type containing 2 (gene ZDBF2). NCBI's taxonomy places the organism in Eukaryota, Metazoa, Chordata, Mammalia, Eulipotyphla, Soricidae. The record is from RefSeq and is a predicted model, not a curated record. The transcript has 6 exons. Gene Ontology annotation, molecular function: nucleic acid binding; zinc ion binding. The coding region runs from base 250 to 7269 and encodes 2339 amino acids. Gene Ontology annotation, biological process: genomic imprinting; epigenetic programming of gene expression.
AGAUGUCUGCCAGGAUUAAUAUAGUUGAUGAACUACCUGCCCCUUUCUGCUCAAGUUUUGGAUUCUAAAACCGGUGGAGAACAGUAUUUGAUGCAGCUGGGGAUUGAACCCUGGUUGGCUGUAGAGGCUGAUUUAAUUCACUGGUUUCCCUCAUGAUUGUGGGAAUUCAGAAGACCUUCAACAUUUCUCAUAAUAAAUAGUACUAAUUUGAGUAUUCAAGGACAGUAGUCAUCUGACUGCUUGUUCAAGAUGCAGAACCAACAAGGAUAUUGCAGCUAUUGCUGCGUGAGCUACAAUAACCUGGACCAGCAUAUAGCUAGUCCUGAGCACAGAUUCAUGACUGCCCAGAAUAGACAGUGGAUGGGUACCACCAGUCUGAUGGAACGUUUCUUGCAGGAUGUCCUGUGGCAUCAUCCAUAUCAUUCUCAAGAGAGCAGAUCAGUCCAGAAUGAGAGACCUAUGAAUGCAUCACCUUCUCAACUGGUUCCUGUUGAAGUUUUUCCUGAAGAAGUGAAUGAUGAUGAUACUGAAGACGGAGAAGAGAGGCUCAGUAUGGGUUAUGAAUCCGAUGAAGAGUUAGAUUCCAGAUCUAGUGAACCUCAGGAAAAUAUUCAGAAUGUUUCCAUUCGACCAUCAGUUAUUCAAAAGUUGGAGAAGGGUCAGCAGCAGCCCUUGGAUUUUGCUUGUAAAAGUGGGAAUGGUUUAAAAGAAUUUAAUCCAGUAGGUGUCAGUCAAGCUACAAAUAAUGGGCAAAACGUAGCACGUUCCUCCGUAAGUUCUAAUGUUCAUGCUAGUUGUUUACCAGAAAUUUCAAAUGGUAGACCAGUUACAGCUAAUACUAGCAAGUUGCCACAGGUAGCACAUUUGGAUUCUGUUAGUGAUUGUGACCCUAGCAAAGCUGACAGGUACUUUGAACAGCGAGAGAGAGGUUCUAGAAACACGGUGCUAACAUCCUGUGUAAAUAUUCCUUCAGUUUCAUGUCAGAAACCUAAAGAAUCAGAUCAGAAUUCUGUACAUGUAAAUUCAAAACAGAUGAUUAUACAGGAGGAUAUAAAAACUCCAGAUAAGACUUUGUCAACUGAAUUAGCAGGUACUGGAGGCUCACUAAAAUGUGAAUCUCUUUCCAAAUUAGAAGUAAACCUGCCUAUCAAUCUGAGUAAAAAUAAAAUGCCUUCUCACAAAGGAAUCUUUGAAGAUUCCUUUCCAAAACAAAAUGGGGAUUUUCCUAACAGGUAUUGUGCCCAAGGAGAGAAAUAUCUCGUUAACAAGUCAGCUUUUUUGCAACAAAAGACCUCAGCAGGUUCUGGAAUGAAAUUUGGUUGUGGCUAUCUUCAGUCAUCUUCUGAUCAAUACAAAGAGACUGUACUAGACCUUAGGAAGGAAAAACAAAUUGACCAAGAAAAAAAGAAUGCCUUGGGAAGUUCUGAAAUGAGCUUUGAUUAUGAUUCCUCUUUUUAUUUACCAACUCACCAAUCUAAAGUGGUAGCCAAAGAAGCAAAUCUUUCAAAGGAAGAAAUUGCUGAUUUGCUAUAUACAAAUGGUAAAUCUUACACUUUUGAAGCAAGUUCAAAUUUUGAUGGUUUUCCUCAGUUGGCUGCUAACCAAAUUCAUGGAAAUGUUGAAGACACAAAUCUUCAGAAUACAAUGCCCAUUAGCCUGGUUGAUGAAUGCUAUAAUUCUAGUGAUUCUGAGAUAAAUUUUGACUGUGAUGUUUCAUUUCAGCCAAGUGAUGGCUACCUCCAACAGUCCACCAAGGUAGAAAACCUUCCUAAGGGGGUAUACAUAGGCUUGGUUGAUAGGAAUUAUGGAUCUAGUAGCUCUGAAAUAAGUGCUGAUUCUUCUUCUCCACUUGAGUCAGUAGUUGACCAACUCCCAGUGGCUGUCAUGGAAACAAAACCUCAGAAGUAUCAUAUUUACUUGGUUGAUAAGGACUACGGCUCAAGUUGUUCUGAAGCAAGUUUUGAUGAUGAAUCAAUAGUUGAUCAUCCUCAAUUGACUGUCAAAGAAAGAAGCCUUAAAGAUAACCAUGCCUACUUGAAAGAUAAGAACCAUAAUCCCAGUAGUGCUGAUGCACACCUUGGUUUUGAGAUAGUGACUGGUGAACCUCAGGAAGCUGUUAAAGAAAUAAAUCUGCUGGAGGCGAGUGGUCCCAUGGAUAUGAACUCACAUGAAAGUCAGGGACUUAAAAUCAAUUUUCAUGCUCACUUGGUGGCUGACCAAUCACAAGUGGCACUUAGAGAAGUAGACCCUCAAGAAGUAGCUUCUGAUGUGAAGAAUAAGAGUGUUAAAUCUAGUGCUUCUGAGCUGAGUUUUGUUUCUAAUGCUUCCCUUUAUCAGCCAACAAAUAAUCAACCUCAAGAGGCUUUAAGUGAAAACAAUGUGGAAGAGUCAAAUAUUGACAUGGAAGUUAAGAGUUUUGGAUGUUCCAGUUCUGACUUGACUUUCAAUUCUGAUCCCCCUUUUUUAACAGCCACUGAGCAUUCUGAAAUAGAUAAUGCAGGAAUAAGAAAAGGAUACAAAAAUCUGGAAGAUAAGAAUUAUGGGUCAGAUAGUUCUGAUAUAACUUUUGAUUCUGAUAUUUCUCUUUGCUCUGAGGAUCAAUUUCAAGUAGCUGUUUAUGAAAAGAAACCUAUAGAUUCAGAAAGUAAGCGUACUGAAUCUUGUAUUUCUGAAAUACAUUUUGAUUCUGAUAUGCCUCUUCAUUCAAAUAAUGAUCAGCCUCUAGAAGUUGUUAAAGAAAUAAUUGUUAAAAAGGAAGAGUAUGUACACUUAGAGAGGAAAAAUGAUGAGCCCCAUGGUUCUGAAAUAAGGUUGGAUUCUUAUGUUUCUCCUCAUUCAGUGACUAACCUUAAAAAUGAAGAAUGGGCACAUUUAGAAAAUUUGAAAUAUGAGCCUAGUGGUUCUGAAUUGAAUUUGGACUAUAAUAUUUUUCAUUCAGUGACUAAACUUUCUGAUGGUCCCAUUAAAGAAACAAACUUUCAGAGAAAAGAGGAUAGAUACUUAGAAAAUAAGAAUAAUGAACAUAGUAUUUCUGAAACCAGCAUGAAAUCAGGUGUAUUUUUAGUGACUGGUCAUCCUGACUUAACUGCUAAAGAAAUAAACCAGAAAAAAGAACCUGCAAGUAUGGAAGACAACGGUAACAGAUUAAGUGUUUCUGAAACAAGUUUGUAUUCCACUAUCCCUCUUCAGUCAGUGACACACAUACCUGAAGUAGUUGUUCAAGAAAUAUGGCUUCAAAAAGAAAAGCAUGUUAAUUCCAAAGAUAAAAUGGCUGAAUCUAGUGAUUCUGAAAUAAAUUCAGAUUCCGAAGCUCCUCAUUAUUUAGUGAAUGAACCUCAGAUAGCUUUGAAAGAAAUUAAUGUUCAGAAAGAAGUGCAUGUUUUAGGAAACAAAAGUGUUAUCCGCAGUUGUUCAGAAAUGUUUUUGGAUCCUGGUAUUCCUUCUCAGUCAAUGACAGAUAAACCUCAAAUAGUUAUUUUGAAUAAAGAUCACAUUGAUCCAGGAAAUGAACAUCCUGAAUCUAGAGGUUUUGAAAUAAAUUUGAAUAAGAGCCCUCUUCAUUCAGUCAUCAGUGAAUCUAAAUUAACCCUUUUAAAGGAAAAACAUGUUGACCUGGAAGGUGCAAACAGUGAAUAUAAUGAAUGCAGAAUGCAUUUUUAUCCUGUUGAAACUCUGAAGCCAUUAACUGAACAAUUUCAGGACAAAGUAAAGCUGUGGAAUGAAGAUGUUGGUUUGGAAAAUAAGAUUGAUGAACAUAAUGGUUCUAAAUUAAAUUAUUCUAAUGUUUCUCUUCAGUCUGUGGCUGAACAACCUGAAGUAGCUGCUAAACGUAUUAAACUUGAAAAUCAAAAUCAUAUUUACUUGGGAGAUACGAUCAGCCAAUAUAAUGAUCCUAUAAUGAAUUUAAAUUCUAAUUUUUUGGUGCAGUCAAUAGUUGAUCAACCUCAAAUAAACAUUUUGGAGCAGGGGCAUAUUGAACUGGAAGAGAAGCAUCAUCAGUUCUGUGGUUCUGAAAUAAGUUUUGAUUCUGAUGGCCCUGUUCAGUUAGUGGCUGAUCAGCUCAGAGAAACUGUUAAAGAAAUCAGUCUUUGGAAGGAUGAAAUUGAUGUGGAAGAGAAGAGGGAUGCCCCUAAGACUUUUGAAAUUGUGUAUGAAUCUGGUGUUAUCUUUCAGUCAGUACCUGACCAAUCUGAAGAUAUCCUUAAGGGCAUCAACUUUUGGAAGAAGCACGCUGAUGUGGAAGAUAAAAUUGGGCCCAGUAAUUCUAAAAUAUCUUUAGGUUCUAAUGAACCUCUUCAGUCAGUGACUCAUGAAUUUCAAGAGAAUAUUACAGAACUAAAUCUUGGAAAGGGACAUGUUUGUCUGGAUGAAAAAGGCUACAAAAUCGAUGAUUCUGGAAUAAUUUAUGUAUCACAUGGCCCUCUUCCACCAGUGGUUGAGCACCCGCACAUUUUAGAAGAGGAACAUGACAAUUUGGGAGAGGUAUGCGAUGAUCUUUCUGGACCUGGAAUAAGUUUUGUUUCUGAGGACCCUCUUCACUCAGUAACUAACCAGCUUCAAAGUGGUGUUACAGAAAUAUGCCCUUGGAAAGAAGAUCACAUUUAUCUGGAAGAUAAGACUUAUAACUUAGGCAAUUUUGAAGUAAACUGUGAUUCUGAUACUCCUGUUCACUUUGUGGCUGAUAAAUCUGCCAUAACUCUCAAAGAAAUAAACUUGCAAACAAAAAGUGCUAUUGACCUAGCAGAUAGGAACUAUGACUCUACUAUUUCUGAAAUAAAAUGUGAUUCGGGUAUUUGUCUUCAGUUGAAAGUAGAUGAGCCUCAAGUGAUUUGCAAGGAAAUAAACCUUCAGAAGGAAGAGCUUCUUGGCAUGGAAGAAAAGAACAGCCAGUCUGAGAUCAUAUGUAAUUCUGAUGGCCCUCUUCAAAUAGUUGUUGACCAACAUGGAGUGUCAAUUAAAGAAACAAAUCUUGAAAAGAUGCUCGUUAUGGACCUGGUGACUGGCGAUAGUGAUUGUGAAAAUAUUUCUGAUUCUGAUAACACUUUUCAGCCUGUAGUGAUUGACCCACCUCAGAUGACUGUUAAAGGGGUCAACUGUAUCAAUACAGAACAGUUUGAUCUAGAAAGUGAAAGCCGAGACUCUUUUACUUCGGAAUUAAGGUAUGCUUGUGACACUUCUAGCUCACUAACAAAAAAAUCCAAGGACACGUUCAAAGUAGUAAACCAGAAGAAAGAUUACAUUAUUCUCCAAGAGUCCAGCUGUGAGUCUUAUGGUUCUGAAAUAAAUUUUCAAGUUGAUCCCACUCCUCAGACUGUAACUUGCCAGUCACAAGGGCCUGAUAAAAAAAAAAUGAAAUAUAAUGACUCGGAAGAUAAGAACUGUGAAUUGAAUAGUCCAAGCACAAGUUUUAAGUGGGAAGAUCCAUCUCAGUCAGUGACUCACCAACGACAGAAAGUGGACAAAAAAUUUAGCUCUCAGAAAGAUGGAGUAAUUAUUAAUCUACAAGAUAAGAACCAUGACUCUAGAGUUUCUGAACUUGAUUGUAGUGCCUCUGCUGAGUCAACUCAUCAUCAAAAUGUUGAUAAAGUUCCUAUUUUGCAGUUAGAACAUCUAUCUCUAGAAAGUAUGAGCUGUGAACCAUCUUGUUCUAAGACAAAUUGUCAGAGUGGUUCUUCACUUGUGUUUGACCCUUAUAAUCCUCAAAAAGCUGUGAAUAAAGUAGACUUUGUUAAGAAGAUGUCUUAUACACUGAAAGAAAGGAAGCAGGAUUCUGAUUUAAACACUGUUCUCGUGGUUGAUUCUGAAAGUAUCCCAGAUCAAGUGCAUGUGGUCAUAGAAGAUAAUCAUGUAGAACCAGUUCUUGAAGCCUUGCCUCACAUCCCACCUUCAUUUGUAGGGAAAACAUGGUCUCAGAUAAUGAAAGAAGAUGACAUGAAAAUCAAUGCUCUCGUGAAGGAAUUCAGGGAAGGUCGUUUCCAUUGUUACUUCGAUGAUGAUUGUGAGACCUGUAAAAAUAAAAAAAAAAUUCUGAAUAAAGAAGAAAAGAUUACCCGGGCUGACCUAGGUCAGGACACUGCCUCAAAUCACAUUCUCUCAGCCGACAAUGCUAGUCUUUUUUUGGACAUUAGUGACUUAUCAGUGGCCUUAGAUAAAUUUAGCCAUCAUUCUCUAACAAAGAUGCCUUAUGAUCAACCAUACCGUGCAGCUUCUAGAUGCCAGACUGUGAAACUCAACCAUGGAACUCAAACUCCCGUGAGUCACCCAGGUACAAAAAGAACGAGGCAAGGGGAAGAUUCACCAAAAAGGAAGCAUUCAAAUGUGACCAGAAAAAGGAAGAAGAGAGUCAGAACAGAAACACUUGAAUUUCCCCAAACCUGUACUCAUAUUUUGAAGCCUUUGCAACCCAAUGCCUUACUCUAUGUUCUUUCAUCAAAUGUGUAUAAGAUAAAGGAAGAUGAAUCCUUAAAUGUCUCAAAAAUGAGGCCCAAUACUGACAUAAAUAAUGGGGUUCUUAGAGUGCAGUAUAAAUAUAAAUGGAGCACCAUUAGUGGUUAUGACACAUUGAAUCAGCAAAUGGCAGUUGAUACUUCUCCUCCGAAAAUGGAAAUGCCAGAGCAUGAGGGGAAUAUUUGGGUUAACAUACAUUUUGAUGAGAGUAGCCUAAAUGCAGGAGAUAAAGAUGAUUCACAGAACUCUGUAAAAGAUGAAUUAAUGACACAGGAGAGGGACAGUGGACAUUUUGUGUCUCUGGAAAAACCAGAGAUUUUGAAUUCUAAUGAAGUUCCUAAGGAAAGUAAUUUCCAAUUAAGUCUUUCUAAUUGUGAUGCUGCCAAAAUUCCUCCAACAUCAGUGAGGGGUAAGGUUUCAGAAAGUAAAAAGAAAAUUCAGAGAAGGAAGUUGGCAGCUAGGAAGUCGGAUUUACCCCAGAGGGCUUAUAAACCAGUCAUUCUCCAGCAAAAAAAGAGAAUUGCUUCUGAAGCACAGUCAAUUUGGAUUCAGACCAAAUUAAAUGGCAUAAUCAGAAAGUAUAUUACAAAAUAUUCUAUUUUCUUGCGUCAUAAAUACCAGUCCAGGAGCACUUACAUUAGAACAUAUCUGAAGAAAAAAUCUGAUGCUGGCAAAUCAAAGAAGCCCAAAAGACAGACCCAAAUACCUUCCAACUCAGUUCCUUCUGGCGCAGAAGAGAAGGAAACAGCUGAUGCAAAUUCCUCUCUGAAGCAACAACCUGUGCAGGGUGCACAGCAAGAGCCCCCUGAAGCUCUUCCCUGAAGCACUGAUGCAAGGUUCUGCUAGUUUUGCAGGAGCUAUUGGAAGCUUUUCUCUGAAGCAACCUGCACAGCAUUGCAGAAAGAAGAAUGGUAUAUGAAAAAAAAAAACAACCCUAAGGAAACAAAAACAUGGAAUACUUAUUAAAAUAUAUUCUUUGAGAAGUUUAUGUCCCGAAGUACCAUACUCUGAUAGAAUAAAGGUUGAGACCGACAACCAAGGCAUUUGGUAAUGAGGUAGAUGAGAAGAGUGACUGUGUUAAAGCUAGUUGAAGACUCAGUACUUCAGCCGAAACAUGUCUAAUUUUUAAAUGCAGGUAGCUCUCCCAAUUUUGGUGGGAAAACAAAACUUCAAAUAUUUUGCUACAGACAUUAUUUUUUCCAGAACUUUCAUAUUCAUUUAAAAUCCAUAUAUAAGGUCUUUUUUUAAAAAAAAAAAGAUUUGAAAGCACCUUUCUCCAUUGUUGUAGAUGAACUUUUGAUUUGUUACAGUUUAGAACAGUGUUCAUUUUUUGUUCCUAAAUCAUGCCCCUCUUAUUUAUUUUUAAUUAUUAUAUCUCAUGUCAGCAGUUUAAAAUAUUGGAAGAGUGAACAUGGCAAACAUUAAAUGCUAUCUUGUUUUACUUUUUUUUUUUUUCAGAUUGAACCCAGGGCCUCACACAUGGGAGGCAUGCACUUUAUUUUUGAAAUUUUUAUUUUGAAAAAAAAAAGUUUCUUUAUUUUUGCCUUUAAAAAUUGGUACAAAUGAAUUAAAAACUAUAUUUUAAAAUGUUUUUCCCCAUAAGAUAUAAUUAUAAGACCAUAUUUAUUCUAUGUGUUCUAAGAGUUAAUAUAUUCUAGCUGAAUAAGGAAAAAGAAGAAACUAUAGUAGAUUAUUUCCAUUUUUGAGAUGGGGUGACUACAAAUGAUCACCAAAAAAGUAUAAUUUAUCUUUCUUUAAAAAAGAAUUUCCAGAGAAUGUGAUUCCAUAAUAUUUAAUACAGUUUCUAAAAUGGCCUGGAGAAUUUACAUCUGUAAC